GAAAAAGAGGGGGAGUGACAGAAAGGGAGAAAGAGGAGGGGGGAAGAAAGAGUGUGAGAAAGAGAGAGAGAGUGUGUGUAGAGACAGACAGAAUCACAUGCUCUCCUCUUGCACAGCACGGCUGCUGUUUGGCUCCAGUCUGAUCUCAUCUCCAUGAAAAGUGUGUGAGAGAGAGUGUGUGUGAGUGAGUGUGUGAGUGAGUGAGAGUGAGUGUGUGUGGAAAGAACAAGCUUGGACUUAAACUGGACUGGACUGGACGUAAGCAAAGUGUCAUAACAGUCAACAGCAAGUGCUGCAUCAGGUCAGCUGGACACCCCGAAAGUCUCUGACAACCUCUUACAUCAGCAGAGGAGGAGAGGAAAGAGAAGAGGAAGGGAGGAGAGGAGAAGAGGCCAUCUGAUGGCAUUGAGUUGGACGCCCCAGUAGGAUCCUGGCUGGCCUUGAGGUCAUGGGGUCGUUUACGCUGGGGAAAGCGGCGCCACUGAAGCUGCUCUUGGAUGCAUGUAUCCAUGCUUUCGAUGAUGAAGGAGAGCUGCUUGGGAACCAGCUGCCCCGGACUCUCCUGCUCAUGCACCGCUGGUACGUCUCCUCGACAGAGCUGGCAGGAAAACUCCUCAUGAUAUAUCGUGACUGUACGGGGGACGACGGUCAGCGGACGAGGCUGAAGAUUUGCUAUUUAAUGAGGUACUGGAUCGUCGAGUUCCCUGCUGAGUUUGAUCUGGAUCUGGGUCUGAUCCGACUGACGGAAGAGUUCAGAGAUGUAGCAGCACAGCUGGGCUGUGACCAACACCUCAAACUGCUCGACAUAUCCACCAUCCCUUCCUACGACUGGAUGAGGAAGCUAACGCAGCGCAAGAAGCAAGUAAAGAAGGGCAAAGCCUCUCUGCUGUUCGACCACCUGGAGCCCAUCGAGUUGGCUGAACACCUCACCUUCCUAGAGUACAAGUCCAUCAGGAGGAUAUCAUUCACAGACUAUCAGAGCUAUGUGGUCCAUGGCUGUUUGGUUGAUAACCCCACGCUGGAGCGCUCCAUCGCCCUGUUUAACGGGGUGUCCCAGUGGGUGCAGCUGAUGGUGCUCAGCAAACUCACCCCCCAGCACAGAGCCCACGUCAUCAGCAAGUUCAUCCAUGUCGCCCAGAAACUGCUCCACCUGCAGAACUUCAACACUCUGAUGGCGGUGGUCGGGGGUUUGAGCCACAGCUCCAUCUCUCGACUGAAGGAAACUCACUCCCACCUCAGCCCUGACGUCACCAAGAUUUGGAGUGAGAUGACAGAGCUGGUCUCGUCGAAUGGCAACUACUGUGCCUACCGCAAGGCCUACAGCGAGUGUGAAGGCUUUAAAAUCCCCAUCCUGGGCGUGCACCUGAAGGACCUGAUCGCCGUGCAUGUGGUCUUCCCUGACUGGGUGGAGGACAGUAAGGUGAACAUUGUGAAGAUGCAGCAGCUCUACCUCACCUUCAGCGAGCUGGUGGCACUGCAGAGCAUGGCAGCGCAGGUGGAGCCCAACAUGGACCUCAUCUACCUGCUCACGCUUUCUCUGGAUCUCUACUACACAGAAGAUGAGAUUUAUGAGCUGUCUUUGCUACGAGAGCCACGCAACCCCAAGUCUCUGCCCACGUCUCCUACAACCCCCAACAAAGCACAGGCUCCUCUUGACUGGGCCUCAGGAGUGACCACCAAGCCGGACCCUUCUGUCGUCAACAAACACAUCAGGAAAGUGGUAGAUUCUGUGUUCCGUAACUACGAUCACGACCAUGACGGCUACAUCUCCCAGGAGGACUUUGAGAGCAUAGCGGCUAACUUCCCUUUCCUGGAUUCCUUCUGUGUUCUAGAUAAAGACCAGGAUGGCUUGAUCAGUAAGGAUGAGAUGAUGGCGUAUUUUCUUCGCGCUAACCCUGUGCUGCAGUGUAAAAUGGGGCCGGGGUUCAUCCACAACUUCCAGGAGAUGACCUACCUGAAGCCCACCUUCUGUGAACACUGCGCCGGAUUUCUCUGGGGAAUUAUCAAACAGGGCUACAAGUGCAAAGACUGUGGGGUCAACUGCCAUAAGCAGUGUCGUGAGCUGCUGGUGUUGGCGUGCCGCAGGCUUCCUCGCUCCACCUCUCUGGGCAGCGUCUCCCCAGGAGCCCUCACGCACAGCUCUCUGCCCAGCAGCCCUGCACUGCCCGCCUGUAAAGAUGAAGACGAGGUGUUUGAGUUUCCUGCCGUGAGCUCCUCUUCGGGCUCAGAUUUAGAAGGCAAGUCCAUCACGCUGAUGACCGGCUCUGCCCAGCGGAUCUCGGUCCGGCUCCAGAGAGCCACCACCAGCCAGGCCACUCAGACGGAGCCGCUGUGGCCGGAACACGGCUGGGGUCCGGCCGCUGACGCCGGCUCGCACACCUUCCCCAAGAUGAGGUGCAGGCCGCACCGCAAAGUCUCCAAAAACAAAGGCUUCGCUCGCUGGGAGAACGAAACGCAGGGAACAGCAGCGAUGGCAGGGACUGGACACGGACGGAGGGAUUCACAGGAGCAGACAGAAGAGACGGAGAGUAAUGGGGUCAUACCACAGCAUCAGCAUAACACAGAGGCUUCUGAGAUCAGCUGACUUGCCAGCUCCGAGGGCCCGAGCAGGACCCCCCGGAAGCCGUCGGUGCUGCGAUCCAGAAAGCUCUCUUCACUGGGGGACGUGCUGGGGUGCCUCAGGCCCCCAUAUGGCCAGGAAUAGGGUCUCUACUCCACCCGAAGACUCCACAACAGGAUGCCAAACUCCCAGACUGAACGAAAGAAACGGGAACACGUGGGUGGGGUGGUUAGUGCAUCCCUGCAGGAACCUGAACUGUGCUGAUGCAGUGGACGCCACUGUUUAUUCACGGGGUCACGAGGAGAUGUUUUCGGAGAGGACCCCAUUGAGCUAUCACCGCAAAGAGCUGGUGUUUCGGGGAGAGUGUUUUUAGGAUAACGUGUUUCUUUUCGAGUGUAGUGAUUCACAUGCUUAAUUAGUGGUUAUAAUAACUUACAGUUCAAAAGUUACGCAGCUCCUCCUUUACCGUCACUACCAAAAGCAACAUGUUUUGCCUGAAAGCAAGGUUUCUUGGAAACCUUGAACUAAGUCACAUUGACGUUUAGUGUAGUACGUUGUGUGUGUGAGGGACCGUUUGAGAGAAAUCCUGUUUUUUUUUUCUUUUGCUUGUAAACAUUUAUGAAUGGAGUGUGCCUGAAUAUUAAUUUCAGUGGAGUAAGACUCAGUGAGCUAUAUUCACAUUGUUUGGUUGGAGUUCUGUAUGUUUAAAAGACACUACAUAGGGGUUAUUUGGAAAUGUGGUUGCCUGAAUGUUUAACGAAGGUUUGCUUUUGGUUUAAAAGUCUGGAUGGUUUUAGAAGGUUUGCAUGUCUUCUUAUGGGAGGUCGAAUGGAGACGAACGGGUAAAACGGCUUCACAAGGCCACAAUUCUAUUAGAUUACUGUAGUACUAAUGUAAAUUAGCUGAUUUAGUGUGCACAGACAGAUAGACAGAUGUGGCAGAUGGAGUUUCUAUGAAGAUAUUAGUGCAUUUAUGAUGUCGUUGAGGGAAAAAUCGAUAACACUAGUCAUGUUCGACCAGUAUCUCAUUAUGAACUCAAGGAGAAGGUACGCAUGUAGGUCAGGUAAUAAAAGAUCCACAGAGAGCUUAAAUAAUCUAGAUACUACUGAUCAAAUGGCGAUGAAGAACAGAUAUAAAGUCGUUCUGGUAUAAAAGAAAAGGUGCAGUAGAUUAGAGUUCAUCUAAUAACAGAAGGAAGAACACAAGAUCACUGAUAAAUGUAUGUAGAUCUGCAACAAAAGCUGUGAAAUCGGUUUAUUCUUGUGCUAAAAGGCUCAACAAGGCACUCGACUGGCUAGAGCUUCCCAGAGGUGACCUCCAUCCUAACAAAUCAACCGUAAGAUCAGCGUUACCAAGCAACCGUGCCUGAACGCUAGGUGGUAUAAGUGUGUGAGAGGUAGAGAGAGAGAGCGAGCGAGAGACUAAGAGUCUGCUCUCAUCUUUCUUCAUCACAUCUGCCGUUGCUGGCCAGAUGUUUGUCCGGCUACUGUUGCCAGGCACUAGGCGAUGGACUGAGAAACUGAGAGUCAAAUGCUACAUCCAUCUGCCCUGAGAUCGGUUACAUGUUCAGAUGAACUCAGGGUACAGGCAGAUGUACAGAAAGCCCUGACAUGGCAGCUUAAACUUGCAGUGUACUUCAAAUUAUGAAAGACGUAAAACAAAACCAGACUAUUGCUGAACAUGCUGUCAUACAUAGACUUAAAAAGAACUCUACUUAAAAAGAACUUGCUUCGCACAGUGGGCCAAUCGCAGCCAGGGGGAGGUCUCAGAACAAUUGAUGCAGUGAUUAGGGCUGAGCACAGCCAGAGGGAGGUCCGAGAAUGAAUGACUCUGUGAUUAGAACCAAUUACAGUCCAGGGGAGGUCUCCAAACAAUGACAUGGUGAUUAGGGCCGAGCAGUCAGGGGGAGUCACAGUCAAGAGGAGGUCUCAGAAUGAGUAAUGCAGUGAUUAGGAACAAUCACAGUCAGGAAGAGGCCUCAGAAUGAAUAAUGCAGUGAGUAGGACCAAUCACAGUCAGGGGGAGGUCUCAGAAUGAAUAAUGCGGUGAGUAGGACCAAUCACAGUCAGGGGGAGGUCUCAGAAUGAAUAAUGCAGUGAUUGGGACCAAUUACAGUCCAGGGGAGGUCUCCAAACAAUGAUGUGAUUAGAGCCAAGUGGGGGAGGUCUUAGAGUGGCUGACGGCGGUGAUUAGGACAAAUCACAGUCAGGGGGAGGUCUCAGAAUGAAUAACGUGGUGAUUGGGACCAAUCCCAGUCAGGGGGGGAGGCCUCAGAAUGAAUAAUGCGGUGAUUGGGACCAAUCCCAGUCAGGGGGGGAGGCCUCAGAAUGAAUAAUGCGGUGAUUGGGACCAAUCCCAGUCAGGGGGCAGGUCUCAGAAUGAAUAACGCGGUGAUUGGGACCAAUCCCAGUCAGGGGGAGGUCUCAGAAUGAAUAACGCGGUGAUUGGGACCAAUCCCAGUCAGGGGGAGGUCUCAGAAUGAAUAAUGCGGUGAUUGGGACCAAUCCCAGUCAAGGGGAGGUCUCAGAAUGAAUAAUGCGGUGAUUGGGACCAAUCACAGUCAGGGGGAGGUCUCAGAAUGAAUAACGCGGUGAUUGGGACCAAUCACAGUCAGGAAGAGGCCUCAGAAUGAAUAAUGCAGUGAUUAGGACCAAUCACAGCCAAGGGGAGGUCUCAGAAUGAAUAAUGCGCCACCAUAAAAAUUCAAACCAUUGCUUUGGCCAAUAGGACAUCGUUUUGCUUUGCAAAGUGAAUUUCGUUUGAAAUACGCUGCCCGUUCCAAGCCCUGUUCACACUUGGCAUUAACAUCUGUCUUGAGUGAUCUGGUCAUUAAGCGGACAGUGAGACGUAGAGCCGUUUACACCUGGAAUUCAUAUGUACCUCCAGCUACCAUGGGUGGUCAUAUUCAUGACUGGAGGGGGGGUAACAUGCACAUUCACUACGUCUCCUGCUGCAUUUGCUGUCAAACGAAAAUGUCCCAUGAGCCCUGGUUCAUGUACAAGCUGAUACAAAUGUUUAAAUCACAUGGAUUCUAAUAAAUUAGGGUUAUAAACCAAUGGGAAGGGAGAUGAAGAAAGAAGCUACGCAGCUUUUUAGCCAGACCGUUGUUGCUGUCGAGGACGCAUCAGGGUGCUUUAGCGCUCAAAUAUUCACACUACAAAUGUUGACAUUGAUUUAACUGCUUGUCAAAAAUAACCAUUAAGUUAUUCAUUUUUUAAUGUCACUUCCUUUCAGUUUUUCUAAGAAAUCUGCUGGGACAUUUUGCACACCUCUAAAGUUCGCUCUUAGAAGUUGGUUGUAUUUGUGUCCAAGGAAUCCCAAACAAUGACAGCAACAAUUCAGUGAUGUCAACUCUGUUAAAUUCUUAGAAAAAUGGUUAGAUUUUUCGUCCUUUUUGUGGAUUUUCUUUCCCGAGUAACAACUUCUUGACAGCUAUACAUCCGUUCAGACCCAUAGCGCUGAGUCGUCUUCUCACGGUGGAAGGAUGGACAGAAACACCUGUAUUUUUUCAGAUGUGAGAAAGAAGGAAGCUCAAUUUUCUCCUCCCCCUCAAAGACGAAAGCUAUAAGUACUGUUUAUUUGAGAUUUGUCGUCUAGCAGGUGUUGCAGGUGGUUGUUAAGUGUCCCGUUUUCUUUGUAGCUUUUAGUGAUUUUCUGAUCUCCAGUUUUGGAAACGUUUUUAGUUAUUUUCCUUUGACUUUCCUCUUCCUUAUGCACGAGUGAACUGUCACUGGAUUAUUAGACCACCGUGCUGUCCACUUAUCUGAACCCCUAAGAUGUAUGUUAAUGCCAGGUGUAAAUUGGGCCUUAUACUCCACACACUCAUGCGUCACUGUUUAUGUGCUGAACAAUCACAUCACAUUUGUGAGAUCACAGAACUUAAGAGAUCAACAGACAGAACUAAGUAGAUCGAAUAAGGCUUCAGUGAUUACAACUGAAGGUCCUGAAUAUGGAGGUCAGUAACUGUGGCAGCCAUGGUCAGUGGUGACCCUGACAUGCUAAGCUAAGGGAGGCUAGGAGCGCUGGGGUAUAGAGACUGACAUUAGAAAUAAGUUUGUUGGUGACCAAAAGUAGUGGAGUGUCUUUUUUGUUGCCACCAGUUUUAAAAGCUGUCAAAAUCAUCAAGGAACCCUGCUUUUGUUUUAGUACAGCAUGUGCUACGUUCACAUUACCAGGCUGAAGUGGCACAAAUCCGAUUUUUUGCCCUAAAGUGACUCAGAUCUGAUGUUUUCAGAGCUGUGUGGACACAA
This is a messenger RNA of Colossoma macropomum (tambaqui), 6810 nucleotides long. RefSeq names its product RAS guanyl releasing protein 3 (calcium and DAG-regulated) (gene rasgrp3). The transcript is spliced from 17 exons. Gene Ontology annotation, molecular function: guanyl-nucleotide exchange factor activity; calcium ion binding. Bases 449 to 2584 code for a protein of 711 amino acids. Gene Ontology annotation, cellular component: plasma membrane. Gene Ontology annotation, biological process: Ras protein signal transduction; positive regulation of GTPase activity. NCBI's taxonomy places the organism in Eukaryota, Metazoa, Chordata, Actinopteri, Characiformes, Serrasalmidae. The record is from RefSeq and is a predicted model, not a curated record.